AUGGCAAAUCUCGUUCUGAACCCAGCCGGGGAGGCCAGGGCGCGCACGCAGUAUCGCUGCUUCGAGUACCUGAGGCUCCUUGUAGCUGCGGCGGGGCACGCUUUCGACGCGUACGGACUCGGAGACAGCAACCGAGACCGCUAUCUCGGCGACUGCAUCCAGCGCACAGACAUCUUGGAGCUCGUCGUCUGUGCUGCAGGGUGCGCAGCAGCCGGGCCGUCCAGCGCGCCUCUGGAUGCCGAUUCUCCCAAGAUGGACUUGCACCUGCCAGAGGCCAUGGGAGCUAGCGGAGCGGUCCUCCCAGCAGCGGACCCGGCAGAGGCCCACCGUCGCUACCAGAACUACUGCACUGAGAUGAACAGGGUGCAUCCGGACCCGCUGCACCCCGCGCCCGAACUGGCGACCACGGAGACAUACUUCAAGCUCGUCGAUCACCUUUUCUCCUCUUUGGUCUAUGUGGAGAAGCUCAUGGGCACCCCGAAGAUCGACUGGAACGCAGACCACUUCACCCUGGACUACAAGCCCUGUCCAGACGAGGUCAAGCUGGUCAUCAACCUUGACGCAGAGGCCAUUAGCGCCAUGGACAACAAUAAGGAUCUUCAGAGUAAGCCAAACUGGUGCGCAAACAGGGUAUGGUACGUCAUGAUUUUGAGCUUCAUUCUUGGCUUUUCACUGAGUCUUGUGGCUCUCACCAUCCCAUUUUACCUAACAUACCUGGGGGCUAAUGCAUCUCAAACAGCGAAUCUACAAUCCUUCUUCAACCUCACACAGCUGUUCUUCUGUCCGCUCUGGCUUUGGCUAUCGGAGAUAAUUGGCCGCAGGCCAGUUUAUAUAGUUCUCUUUGCCGGAUACGCGGUUACCACUGGAUUGACUGGACUUGCACCGAUCAUCUUCCAAGCAAGAGACAAUUCUAAGACACACUCUCAGGACCAAAUCAACUACAUCCUUGGAAUGCGCUUCGCCACAGGUAUUUUCGCGUAUGCCAUUCCUAUUGGUUUUGUUACUGUUGCUGAUCUCGCUAGCCCCCGCGCGCGUCCAAUGGCCCUGAUCGCAAUCAAUGUCAUGACUUUAAUUGGCACAGCAAUAGCUUCUAUAAUAAUUGCUUUUAUCUUCACCAUUGGAACCUAUACAGGUGACAAUGUGAAAUCAUUCCUUCAUACAUUCUAUCUUGCAAUUGCUCUGUUAGUGGCCGGCCUCGUUUUCUCCUGCUUCUUCAAGGAGUCUUCUGCAGGCGUUAUAGCCCGCAAAGCUGCCAAGAAGAUGGGCAAAACGGACUCCCAGGCAUAUAAGGCCAACGUAAGGCGGGAUAGCUUCUGUGUGACAUUCAAAGAUAUUCUGAAGAACAAAGAGCUAAUUCUGCUCUGGUUUGCAUAUGUCUUCCAGAUCUUCUGUACUCAGCUUCCUGUUGCCACUAGGGGUUUCCUAGUUGCGAAGUUCUACGGGUUUACAAGUGCACAGGAAGCUAAGCAAUUGAACGCUCUGUCAGAUAUCGUUGCGAUCGCUAUUACUGUCUGCUUUAUACUUGGCUUGACCCGCAUCAUAGCUAACAAGAUUGGAGAGCUCCGUAUUAUUGUAAUCUCUGUCUACUUUGCAAUGUUUCCUUCGUUGUUACGUUGGGCGGUAGAUCCACCCAUUCCCAAGUGGAUAAUGUUCCUUCCCUUCAACUCCAUCGCUUUCAGUCUUGGGGAUGCCCUCUUCAUCCAGUUUGCAACGCUGUACACGACACCGAAAAACCGCGGGACGCUUCUCGGGCUCUUCCAGAUCGGAAAUAGCAUCGGAAGGUUUGGAGGGGCGCUCAUAGGCGGCGAGCUCUACAACUGGAACUGGCGCAAUGGGUCGAUCUUCUUCUUGCUCUAUGGCUUCGCGUCGCUCCUCUUUCUGUGUUUUGUGAAGCCACCCCUUGAGCAGAACACUGCCGCCCAGAUAGAGCAGAAGCAGCUGGAGCAGAAGAGGCGUCAGGCAUCUGUCUAA
Giardia duodenalis is the source of this 1971-nucleotide messenger RNA. Its product is annotated as Major facilitator superfamily transporter. The record is from RefSeq and is a predicted model, not a curated record. The transcript has a single exon. The coding region runs from base 1 to 1971 and encodes 656 amino acids. Gene Ontology annotation, molecular function: transmembrane transporter activity. Gene Ontology annotation, biological process: transmembrane transport. NCBI's taxonomy places the organism in Eukaryota, Fornicata, Diplomonadida, Hexamitidae.